CACGAAUAUACCUUCUAUACGAUGAGUUUUUGGUGGUGGUUUUUAAUUUUCAUUUUACCAAUUUUCAUCGUUUUAAUUGCUAUAUCAGUCUCAAAAAGAAAUCGAAGAUAUACGACGCAGCGUGUAGUAAGAGUUCAAGAACCAGUAAUUUAUACGGUUCAACAGCCUCAACAGCAAAUAGUUGUAAGUCAAGUGCCGAAUAACUUUCAAAAUAGUCAGCAUAUAUCACCAGCUGUUUAUCAAGCCGAACAAAGAUUAAAUAUACAUUACGCACAACCCGUUGCACCACCUCCUUAUAAUCAAUCUUAUCAGCAAAAUCAACAGCCCUAUUCAAACAGAUAUUAAAUAUGGACGCAUGGUUGAUAGUCCUGAUUACAAUUGUGUCAGGAAUAGUUUUGUUUAGCAUAUGUUUCAGUAUAAAGCUAAGGAAGAAUAAGAGAAGGACAGCAGCUCGAAAUGCAGCAUAUUCUGCCACAAUUGUAGUUCAGCCAACUCAUUCAUCAAAUCUGCAUCAACAAACUCCAUAUUCUAAUCAACAAAGUCAGAGUAUGCCUUAUCCACCACAAAGUCAGAGUAUGCCUCAUCCACCACAAAGUCAAAAUAUGCCUUAUCCACCGCAAGGUCAGAGUAUGCCUCAUCCUCAACAAUCUAAUCAAUAUCAACAG
This is a messenger RNA of Chironomus riparius, 665 nucleotides long. The record is from the annotation of a GenBank genome assembly. Lineage: Eukaryota; Metazoa; Arthropoda; Insecta; Diptera; Chironomidae.